UUGUCAGCACUGAAAUGUUUAUAAAUCAUAGAUUUUUGCCAAGCACCGAAAACAGCAACUGUUUGUAAAACAGCAUUAAUUAUUUAUUAAAUUUAUUGCAAAUUACUAGAAAAUGGCAGCAAAAGUAGCGAGCGGCACGAACAAGGUGUUCCAGAACCACGAUGAUGUGCACAUAUCCUUCGAGGACCAGCAGCGGAUCAACCGCUUCGCCAAGCACAACGCCCGCAUGGAUGACUUCAAGGCCGAGCUGGAAAUGAAGCGCAACGAGCUGAAGUGCGUGGAGGAGGCUCUGGAGGAGAUCGAGCUGUUCGACGAGGACGAGGACAUACCAUUCCUCGUGGGCGAGGUCUUCCUCUCGCACAAGCUGGGGAAAACCCAAGACCUGCUGAAGGAGACCAAGGAUCAGGUGCUCAAGGAAAUCGCGGGCGUGGAGGCCAAGGCCAAGGUGAUCAAGGCGGAAAUGGACGAGCUGAAGGCCCAUCUGUACCAGCGUUUCGGUAGCAACAUCUCACUGGAAAGUGACGACUAAUUCAUUGUGCAUUUAACAUUUUAAAAAAUAGAGUUACAUUUAAUUUAAACUCGCCUAAAAA
This is a messenger RNA of Drosophila subpulchrella, 590 nucleotides long. It is a transcript of the gene Pfdn4, whose product is annotated as probable prefoldin subunit 4. Gene Ontology annotation, cellular component: cytoplasm; prefoldin complex. The record is from RefSeq and is a predicted model, not a curated record. The transcript is spliced from 2 exons. Gene Ontology annotation, biological process: protein folding. Bases 113 to 529 code for a protein of 138 amino acids. NCBI's taxonomy places the organism in Eukaryota, Metazoa, Arthropoda, Insecta, Diptera, Drosophilidae.